Messenger RNA from Daldinia decipiens, 1589 nucleotides. RefSeq lists its product as uncharacterized. The record is from RefSeq and is a predicted model, not a curated record. The coding region runs from base 520 to 1401 and encodes 293 amino acids. The transcript has 3 exons. NCBI's taxonomy places the organism in Eukaryota, Fungi, Ascomycota, Sordariomycetes, Xylariales, Hypoxylaceae.
AAAAAAAAGAACAAAUUUAAAGGAUACCUUCGCAGAAUAUUCAAUGCCACCAAAUUUGACCAAAUUAAGGGUUUUGUUUUGGGGAGCGUCGCAUACCAAUGUCUACGAUCUCGACUACAUGAUUUUGUCUACCCCAGUCUGCGUUCUAAACUUGGGGACUUAUUCAGGCAAUGGUCGAAGCCUCGCAACGAAUACCACAGAUAUAUCUCCGAGUAUAAUCUUUUUGAUUUGACGGCAGAGCUGCAGCAUAUAAACCCAUAUACUAUCCAAUUCCACAAGGAUGAGAGAUUGAAUCGUAUAUAUGACGCAGUCAGGCAGUGCCAGAAUCUGGUCGAACACUGGACCCGAGAACAUUGGGAUUGGUGGCCAUUACCACCAUAUAUCAGACCCCUUGAGGAAGGAGAGGUACGGCUGCUAUGGAAAUGUGCCUGCGGCGAGGAUAGAUGGGCAGAAAUUCCUUCUCCUUUCGAGGAACGUCUUCGGGAGAUUAUCAACAGUCUACCGCAGUCAGACAUCCCUAUGCGUGACAUACAGCCUCCUGCCGCUGCGUAUCAUGUGGAUCCAAAUAGGUCUGCGUCUGAUCAAAGUAUUGCAGGUCCUAGCCAGCCCUCCCGGAACGACCAACAAACUCAUAGGGUUGGUAGAAUACUAUCAGACAAUGCAAUCCAGAAAGCUGAGCGAGGAUAUCAAGCCUGGACUGGCACGAACAAUUCCUCCAAAGAACUAGUUCUCUUUGUGGUGAAAAGGGGGGCUGAUUAUAAGCUCGCACAGAUCGGGGUCAGCGGGCUCUCCUGUCAUGACUUCUUCAGUGAAAUGAGGAAAGAAUACUUCCGCCUUCGAGGCUUUCUCCGUAACUGGUCUAGUAUCUGGCGAUACUCUCAUUGCGACUUCUACCAGUGUAAAAAGUUUGACGAUUAUUGGUUCGUCCCUAUACAGAAAAACAUGUUCCCUGAAACUACAAACAAAGACUACGAGUACACGCCAAAACCGAUGAAACCUAUACCCCCAAUAUCUAAGCAUGAGUUCUUCAAGCGUUUCUACGCGUGUCAUAACCCACGCCCGAUAUCUCACUGGUAUCACGAGUGUAAAAUGUUGGGGUGCAGCUCUUACAAGAUCUUAAAGCUCUUUCCGAAGAAGAAGACAGAGCUAAACGAAGCAGCUGAGAGCAAUGAAGAUUUUUGGGGGAUUUAUGCGCGCGAGCAUAUCAGCUUUCUAUGGGUGCUGGGUUAUAACCUCAUUUGUAUUCUGCCGAUGCUUGCAUUUUUCGUGGCUUGGAUUCUACCUGAAGGAUAUGGUACUGACCUACAGAAUCCAUCUAUGCCGUUCUCAAUGAUGCUGGGGAUGCUGUCUCUCUUUUGGAGUAUAUUCCUCAGCAGCUUGCAGUUCGGAAAGCCGCGUUGAAUGAAUUGGAUGUUUGGGUGUUUUAUAGUUGGUAGAGUCUGGAGGUAUUUUCAUAGCGAGUUUACGUAUUUAGAUAAUAUGAAACCUUGAAUAUACUCGACACAUCAAGUAACUUCUGCAAGAUGAUUACUGUCGGGGAUAGUUAUAAGCUAUUCGAAUAAUAUUAUCCUACCAGGAUCAACCCCUUA